Messenger RNA from Lathyrus oleraceus (garden pea), 1432 nucleotides. Its product is annotated as dof zinc finger protein DOF5.1. Gene Ontology annotation, molecular function: DNA-binding transcription factor activity; DNA binding. Gene Ontology annotation, biological process: regulation of DNA-templated transcription. The record is from RefSeq and is a predicted model, not a curated record. Lineage: Eukaryota; Viridiplantae; Streptophyta; Magnoliopsida; Fabales; Fabaceae. The transcript has 2 exons. Bases 235 to 1284 code for a protein of 349 amino acids.
AUCUUCCUUUAUUUUUAGGUUCUCAUCACCACCACCUUAACCCUUUGAUCCCUCUCUUCUUUCUUUCUUGCUUUCUCUCUUUUUCUUUCUCUCUUCUAUCUUCAACUCAACCACAAACAAAAAAACACACACUAUCUUUCUUUAACUUGUUGAUGUGAUUCUCUUCACUAUUCUCUAUCCCUAAAAACUCAUCAACCUUUACAAAAAGAGAAAGCUCCAAGAAGAAGAAUAACCAUGGUUUAUACUUCUCUCCCACCAUAUAUGGAUCCAACCAAUUGGCAUCAACAGCAACAAAAUCAUCAUCAAGUGGCUAACACUAGUGUCAACACUCCUUUUCUAAUUCCGCCGCCACAACCUCAACCAUCGAACCUGACACCUUCGCAACCUCAUGGAAGCUCGAUCAGGCCGGGUUCGAUGGCUGAUAGGGCUAGGAUGGCGAACAUACCUAUGCAAGAACCGUCACAAAAAUGUCCAAGAUGUGAUUCAACCAACACAAAAUUUUGCUACUUCAACAACUACAGUCUCUCACAGCCUCGCCACUUCUGCAAGACAUGUAGAAGGUAUUGGACACGAGGCGGCGCGCUUAGAAGUGUCCCGGUCGGGGGUGGUUGUCGGAGAAACAAAAGAACUAAGUCAAGCAGUAACAACACCUCCAAGUCACCGGUUAGCUCCGAUCGUCAAACUAGCUCGGCGAACAACUCUCCUGCAGUACUCAGCUCCCAGACGCCACCGCCGAUGAGAUUCAUGCCUCCUUUACAUCAACUCGGCGAUCAUCACCUCGGCGAAAUAGGUCUAAACUAUAAUUUUCCUAGUCAAAUGGGAGGUGUGGGAGACUUGAAUUUCCAUAUUGGAAGCUCCUUAGGUAACGGAAGUCUCGGUGGUGGUGGUCGAAGUGGUGGUUCUGCUUCGAUUUUACCUACCGGAAACUUCGAGCAAUGGAGAAUGCCUCAAACUCAUCAAUUUCCAUUCUUAACAAGCUUAGAAGCUUCUUCUUCUCAUGGAUUGUUGUAUCCAUUUGGUGGUAAUGAUCAAGAACAUGCAUAUGGUGGUGUCUCUAAGGUAUUAACAUCUUCAAAUGUGAAAAUGGAAGAGAAUCAAUCUAAACAAUUCUUGGGAAUGAUCAAUAGUAACAACAACAACAACAUUAACAACAACAAUAAUAAUAAUCCUAAUAGUGAACAAUAUUGGAGUGCUUCUAAUGGUGGUGCUACUUCAGCUUGGAAUGAUCUUUCAUCACCUUUUAACUCUUCUUCAGCUACUACAAAUUCCAACUAUAGAACUUAAUUUUACUAUGCUUUCUUUUGAAAAUUUAAGUUUUUUUAUUCUUCUCUUUUAUUAACCUCUCCAAAAACAAAGUUUCAUAUCCACAUAUGGUUUAGUACUUUGAUUUCUUGUAAGAUAGAAUGAAAACCCUAGGGAUGUUUGUUUGUUA